Molecule: messenger RNA, 213 nt
Organism: Sphenostylis stenocarpa
Lineage: Eukaryota; Viridiplantae; Streptophyta; Magnoliopsida; Fabales; Fabaceae
Source: the annotation of a GenBank genome assembly
AUGUCUGACAUUGCUAUUUUGGUGGCGGAGGAGUACGAGAGGAGGGUGAAGAGCUUGAAAAAGAGUGGUAGUGGUGGUGCAGAGAUUGACCUGGCUUCUUGCGUUUCGGUCAUGGUGUCCAGUCUGAAGGAAAAGAAGCAGCUUGUCCAGUGGACUUUGGAGCCCAAGACCCAAUUUGCCAUGGCUGCUUCUGCCAGCUUCUUCUCUGCUUAA